UGUCAAUUAACUGCAUGCAGUCCGGAGGAGGUGGCCGAGUUAGUAAGAGUGGUUUGGCUUGAUAUAUCCGGAAAAGUCGACGUAAAAAGUUUGCGUUUGAAGACGAGUUAUUCCGCGUAUUUGCUCUACAAAGUGAAAGAUCUCUCUGAAGAACUGGAAACGUCGACCGCAGCGGUGAGAUUCACCAAGGAGGUGUACGACGAAAUUAGUGACGAAGGAUAUACCGUUUUCCUCGACACAAAGUCGUCACUUCAAGAAAACGGUCGAUUCCCUCACCUCCGCAGCGACGGGUGGAUGGAGAUCAAGUUAGGUGAAUUCUUCAAUAACUUGGGCGAUGAUGGUGAAGUGGAGAUGAAGCUGUUCAACAAAAAAGAUAAUUUUAAUUAUAAAUCUGGUUUGACUGUCCGAGGAAUUGAUAUUCGUCCUAACUGAUAAUCAAGGGGACUAAUUUGUAAUAAUUGGACAACUUCAUCUUGAUUUUUUUUUUUAAUAAAUUAAAUUGUUCAAUUGUA
Messenger RNA from Erythranthe guttata (spotted monkey flower), 512 nucleotides. RefSeq names its product F-box protein PP2-B11. The record is from RefSeq and is a predicted model, not a curated record. Lineage: Eukaryota; Viridiplantae; Streptophyta; Magnoliopsida; Lamiales; Phrymaceae.